AUGACGGAUGAUGGGCGGUAUACCUGGUCAGAGUUGAGCGGGAAGGAGAAAGUAGCUCGAGCUACUCAGCAGUCGUUCAAUUUCUUGAUUGUGGUUAUUGGUGUGGUUAUGACUGGCGGUGUCCUAACCCUGCUUUAUACCGAUGUGUUUUCACCGAAUAGCAAGACAUGGCAGUUUGAGAAGGCAGUCAGUCGCAUCAAGGAGGACCCACGAUGUACAGCUCUGCUAGGAGAUAGCAAAAAUAUCAAAGCAUAUGGGGAAACAACUGGGAACAAAUGGACCAGAAACAGGCCAAUUGCCAGAAUAAGUACCACUAUUCAAAAGGACUCCCUUGGUAGGGAACAUAUGUACAUGAAUUUCCAUGUUGAAGGAUCCUUGAACGAGGGCACUGUGCACGUACAUAUGAUUAAACCCGUGGAUGAAUCCAGCUUCCAAUAUCGUCUGCUCGCACUGGAUGUUAGAGGUCACCCACGAAUAGUCCUUGAGCAGACCAGUGAUGUAGCGCUUGGUGGGAAGACAAGUCCGUUGAAGAUCCUUGGUAUCAAUUGGCGAUGA
Talaromyces atroroseus is the source of this 555-nucleotide messenger RNA. RefSeq names its product Mitochondrial import inner membrane translocase subunit tim21. NCBI's taxonomy places the organism in Eukaryota, Fungi, Ascomycota, Eurotiomycetes, Eurotiales, Trichocomaceae. Gene Ontology annotation, biological process: protein import into mitochondrial matrix. Bases 1 to 555 code for a protein of 184 amino acids. The transcript is spliced from 5 exons. The record is from RefSeq and is a predicted model, not a curated record. Gene Ontology annotation, cellular component: TIM23 mitochondrial import inner membrane translocase complex.